This is a messenger RNA of Porites evermanni, 3033 nucleotides long. The record is from the annotation of a GenBank genome assembly. NCBI's taxonomy places the organism in Eukaryota, Metazoa, Cnidaria, Anthozoa, Scleractinia, Poritidae.
UCAUGCGGUGGAGGUAAAGGUAAACAUGAGCAACCCGACAGCACUUCCCGCGUAAAGGAUUGCUUGUGCAGUAAUCACCUUGGAAUGAAAGCUUUAAAACGCGGUGAUUAUGAAACAGCCCGAUAUUACUUCGAGUUGGCAUUAAAGGAAGCCAGAGAGAUCAGAAAUAAAGAUUGUGAAGAAACUGCAUGUAACAACCUUGGCGGUGUCUAUCACGAUCUCGGUGAUUUGCAGAAAGCAAUCGAGUUUUUUCAGCUGAGUCUAGGUAUCGCAGAAAAGACUGGAAACAAAGAUUCUGAAGGAAAUGCAUAUAACAACCUUGGCCGUGCCUAUCGCAAUGUUGGUAAUUUGCAGAAAGCAAUCGAGUUUUUUCAGCUGAGUUUAAGUAUUGCAGAAAAGACUGGAAACAAAGAUUUUGAAGGAGCUGCAUAUAACAACCUUGGCGGUGUCUAUCACGAUCUCGGUGAUUUGCAGAAAGCACUCGAGUUUUAUCAGCUGAGUCUAAGUAUCGCAGAAAAGACUGGAAAAAAAGAUUUUGAAAGAACUGCAUAUAACAACCUUGGCCGUGCCUAUCGCGAUGUCGGUGAUUUGCAGAAAGCAAUCGAGUUUUAUCAGCUGAGUCUAAGUAUCGCAGAAAAGACUGGAAACAAAGAUUGUGAAGGAAAAGCAUAUAACAACCUUGGCGCUGCCUAUCGCGAUGUCGGUAAUUUGCAGAAGGCAAUCGAGUUUUUUCAGCUGAGUCUAAGUAUCGCAAAAAAGACUGGAAACAAAGAUUCUAAAGGAAAAGCAUAUAACAACCUUGGCGGUGUCUAUUACCAUCUCGGUGAUUUUCAGAAAGCAAUCGAGUUUUAUCACCUGAGUCUAAGUAUCGCAGAAAAGACUGGAAACAAAGAUUGUGAAGGAACUGCAUAUAACAACCUUGGCCGUGCCUAUCGCAAUGUCGGUGAUUUGCAGAAAGCAAUCGAGUUUUCUCAGCUGAGUCUAAGUAUCGCAAAAAAGACUGGAAACAAAGAUUCUGAAGGAGCUGCAUAUAACAACCUCUGCCUUGCCUAUCGCGAUGUCGGUGAUUUGCAGAAAGAAAUCGAGUUUUCUCAGCUGAGUCUAAGUAUCGCAAAAAAGAGUGGAAACAAAGAUUCUGAAGGAUCUGCAUAUAACAUCCUUGGCCUUGUCUAUCACGAUCUCGGUGAUUUGCAGAAAGCAAUCAAGUUUUUUCAGCUGAGUCUAGACAGUCUAAGUAUCGCAAAAAAGACUGGAAACAAAGAUUUUGAAGGAACUGUAUAUAUCAACCUUGGCGCUGCCUAUCGCGAUCUCGGCGAUUUUCAGAAAGCAACCGAGUUUACUCGGCUGAGUCUAAGUAUCGCAAAAAAGAGUGGAAACAAACCUGCUGAAGGAACUGCAUAUAACAUCCUUGCUGUUGUCCAGCGAGAUCUCGGUGAUUUGCAGAAAGCAGUCGAGUUUUUACGGCUGAGUUUAAGUAUCGCAAGAAAGACUGGAGACAAAAUUUCUGAAGGAACUGCAUGUAACAACCUUGGCCUUGUAUAUCACGAUCUCUGUGAUUUGGAGAAAGCAAUCGAGCUCUAUCAGCUGAGUCUAAGUAUCGCAAGAAAGACUGGAAAGUCUGAAGGAACUGCAUAUAACAACCUUGCUUGUAGUUUUUUCAAUCUUGGCGGCGUUAUUAAAGCCGAGGAGUGUGCUAAAUCCUCUAUAAAACUGGUCGAGGAAAUGAGGGAUCUCCUGCCCGGGAAAGACGAGUGGAAAAUCAAUCUUCGGAAUGAACAUGAUACGAGUUAUACUCUUUUAAGGACAAUUCAAUCACAACAAGGUAGAACCCUUGAGGCACUUUCCACAGCUGAGGCGGGACGAGCACAAGCUCUCAUGGAUCUCAUGGAAUCACGAUAUUGCGUCAGGGAAUCAAUUCGACCGUCAUCAGAACAGCAGAUGGAACUAAUAAUGACAAUUUCAGGACUUGUUUCUUCACCUACGAUUUUUGUAGCAGAAGAUAAAAAACUAGUGAGUUUGUGGUUACUGCUUAAAGAACAGGGGUGUCUUUUUAUCCAAAAGGGGAUCAGUGUUGACUUAUCAUCACUAAUUCAGGAAACGUACAAAAAGAUUGUUGUCAAAUUCGAUGUGAGUGGCAAGGAUCGCUCCCGGGAUGAGCCAGAAGAUGAAGAGAGUGUUGCUCUUAAAACAUUGUAUGACGUGUUUAUCGCUCCAUUUUCACACUUGAUAAAAGGUGACGAACUCAUCAUUGUCCCUGACCGCUCAUCAUUUUUGAUUCCUUAUGUUGCCCUUGUGGACCAGAAUUCCAGGUAUUUGUCUGAAACGAUGAGAAUUCGGUUGGCUCCAUCACUAAGAAGCUUGAGGCUGCUGGCAGAGUAUCCGGAGGACCGCCAUAGUACAUCUGGUGCACUGCUUGUUGGUAAUCCGUGGGUGGAAACCGUACGCAUCGAAGGGGACAAAUUCAAACCGCUUCCGGGUGCUGAGAAAGAAGUACAAAUGAUCGGACAGAUUCUUAAUAUUCAACCUCUCACUGGUAGGAACGCUACAAAAGAUCAAGUUUUGAGAAGGCUCAAAUCAGUUUCUUUAGUACACAUUGCAGCUCAUGGUUGUCCAGAAAACGGAGAAAUUAUUUUGUCUCCUAAUCUUGCUGAUGCUAAAAGGCCGAAAGAGGAGGACUUUCGUUUGACAAUGAGAGAUGUUUUGGAUGCACAAUUGCGCGCCAAGCUUGUUGUCUUAAGCUGCUGUUUCAGUGCACGAGGGGAGAUCAAAGCCGAAGGCGUGGUUGGAAUUGCUCGUGCCUUUUUAGGAGCCGGUGCACGUUCUGUUAUCGCGUCACUGUGGGCGCUCGACGACGAAGAGACUUUGGAGUUUAUGAGACAUUUUUACCAACAUUUGGUAGCGGGGCAAAGUGCAAGUAAGUCCCUUCAUCAUGCCAUGGAACGUAUACGGGAGACCCAAGAAUUCAAAGCCGUGAAGUAUUGGGCGCCAUUCGUGCUGAUUGGGGAUGACGUGACAAUGAAAUUUGGCCAAUGA